Messenger RNA from Lathyrus oleraceus (garden pea), 696 nucleotides. RefSeq lists its product as uncharacterized. The transcript is spliced from 3 exons. The annotation marks the transcript as partial. Gene Ontology annotation, molecular function: zinc ion binding; nucleic acid binding. NCBI's taxonomy places the organism in Eukaryota, Viridiplantae, Streptophyta, Magnoliopsida, Fabales, Fabaceae. The record is from RefSeq and is a predicted model, not a curated record.
UUAUCGAACCUGCGUUUGAUUAGGGUUUACACUUCGGAACUCUGAAUUCUGAGCGGCAUGGGAAAGAAGGAGAAGUCGAAAGCCAAUGCAAGAGAGCACGAACAAGUCGGCGAAGCAACCGACAAUCUCGACGGCGCUUCCACGCCAUCACUCGUGUUCAGUAGCGAUGAUGAUGAUGACGAAGCCAAUCAAGAUCUGAGUCUCAGAAUCGUUGAAAAGGCCCUACGAGCGCGAGAGGCAAAGCUUGCAACAAACGACGCCGUUUUAAACGGCGUUGAUUCUUCUCUUGUUUCGCCAUCGCAGCAAUCUGAAUUCAAGGUGAUGCAAAGCGACGGCGUUUUGGAUGGGUCGAGUGGGAUCACUGCUUGGGAAAUGAUGGAAGAGAAGAAAACGACGAAGCUAAUGGUGGACUCUGGGUUUUCAAGUGUUAUUGUAGCUGCAGAUCAAGAGGUGGAAGAGAUAAUCAAAACUACAGAGAACCGUGAGUCCGUGGAUCUGGAAGCAAGUUCGGGUCAGAUAGGCGACAAUGUGGUUCUGCGAAAGCUGCUUCGGGGUCCAAGAUAUUUUGACCCUCCAGAUAGUAGUUGGGGAGCAUGCUAUAAUUGUGGCGAGGAAGGUCAUGCUGCUGUAAACUGUACAGAAGCGAAGCGGAUGAAACCGUGCUAUGUAUGUGGUGGUUUGGGACACAUUGCAAAG